AUUUGGACUUGUUUACUACCUUUGUAGCUCUCCAAAAUAAGGUCAGUUGUAACACUUUCUCUUUAAUUCUUCCCUUUUUGGUCGUUUCUCUCGAUUCAUAUUUACCCGGGUCCGAGCAUAAUAGAAUUCUUGCGCUCCACCUUUACGAUUAGUAUGCCCAACUUAUAAGACCAAAAUUUAGGGGCCGACAAUAUAACAUCCCUUGCAAGGAAAGCAAUGAAUCUCUUUACAAGAGAUUCAGCGAUCCACUAACCUGCAAGCUUUAUAUUCUUUAUCUCAGCACUAGGGCGAGAUUCAUCGAUGAUAUAUUUCCCUUCCCAUUCGAUACGAUAUCCUAUUUUUCUCGUCUUCGUCUUCGGAUUGGUCUGAACCCAUCAGAUGGACCAAAGAGAACCUCAUGUUCGAUCUUUGGGCAUCUGUCACAGGAUCUAUCAUUUCAUCAUGAAAACCUUGGCUUUCCAAGCAUUGAAGACGGUGACUUUAGGGCGUUCCAUGCAGUUCGGCUCAACCAAGGUUCAGACUUCUAGAGAAGAUGAGGCAGUGGUCAAGCCAGAGACAAAGGAGCAGAAAGCCGAAGAAAAGAACGGUCCAGGCAUGAACGUGGAAGAGAAAAUGAUACCUCCAGAGAAAGCUCUGAAGAAAACGGUAAGCAUUAAUGACAACGUGGAGGAGAUUAACGGCAGUAAUAAGAGGAAGAAGAGGAGCAAAUCUUUUCGAAAAUCGAAUUCUCUGGAGCAUCAACAAGAAGAGAGAGAAGAGAUUAAGCCUCUGCGAUCAAUUCUGAGAGUCAAAUCUAAUCUGGACGAGAUUUCAGUGUCGUAAGAUUGAUGUCGACCGUUCGUUCGUAAUGUUAUGAAAUAGGGCCGUAGGUCAGUGUCAUGGCGUUGCAAUACAACAGUACUUCCAUUUCAUGUGAUGAUGUGAACCUGUUUCUCCAUUGAAAACAUGUACAGCAGUAAUUUGUAAGGAUUUCUCUCCCGCUGAUCUCUCUCUCUCUCUCUCUCUCUCUCUCUCUCCCCAGCAACUGCUUCUUGAUUAUUUUAGUGUCCACUUCCAUUC
Messenger RNA from Prosopis cineraria, 1059 nucleotides. RefSeq lists its product as uncharacterized. Lineage: Eukaryota; Viridiplantae; Streptophyta; Magnoliopsida; Fabales; Fabaceae. The record is from RefSeq and is a predicted model, not a curated record. The transcript has a single exon. The coding region runs from base 379 to 822 and encodes 147 amino acids.